Messenger RNA from Dichotomopilus funicola, 2187 nucleotides. RefSeq lists its product as uncharacterized. NCBI's taxonomy places the organism in Eukaryota, Fungi, Ascomycota, Sordariomycetes, Sordariales, Chaetomiaceae. The transcript has 2 exons. Bases 1 to 2187 code for a protein of 728 amino acids. The record is from RefSeq and is a predicted model, not a curated record. Gene Ontology annotation, cellular component: mating projection tip.
AUGACCUAUAACGAAAAGACGGGGGCGGUGCCUCCGGUGCCGGCGUUGCCAUCGAAUCUCAACGCCAACGCCUGGCAUACGGUCGAUCUCCACAAUCGCGAUGAGCCUCAAAGCAAGUUAGAGCCAUACGCCCAUACGGCGCCGACCGUUACACCAUACCUGGGCCUCCGAGCGCGCCUCUCACAGCUUUGGUUCAACCGUUGGACCAUCCUCCUCAUCCUCGUGCUUGUGCGGGUGCUCAUCAUGACGGCGGGUCUGCAUGAUAACAUCGGUGAUGCCAAGACCAAGGCGCUUUCCGCUUGCACCAAGGUGGAGGAUAUUGGCAGCGCCAUGGCGUCCAUGCCGCACUACCUCUCCGUCGGUGUCAACUCGUUGGCGGCGGAUGGCAUCACCAAGGCUGUUUCGGGCAUGGUGAAGACGCUCAUGUUGAUCUUGACGGGUGUCGAAAACCUCAUCUUGUUCAUCAUCAACAUGUACGUGGGAACUUACGCUUGCCUGAUCGCGGCCCUGAUCCACGGGGGUCUCGAUGUCUCCGUCAAGGUUGUCGAAGGCGCGACCCAGGUCAUGAACAAGGCGAUCGGCACUAUCACCGGUCAAAUUUCCCAUACCGUUGAAGACGUCCAAAAUGCCAUCAACGAGAUCCCGGACAAGAUUUCUGGCUUCCUUGGCGGCGUCGACUUUAACCUGCCCAAAAUCGAUAUCACCAAAAAUCUCGACGACCUCAAUGACAUCAAGGUUAAUAGCAAGGACCUGGUCAAGGACCUAGUUGCGCUCAACACGACGAUUCCGACAUUUGACCAAGUUGAGAACUUCACCAAGAAUGCCAUCGCCAUUCCCUUUAACUUCCUGAAGCAGCAGGUCAACGAGAGCCUGGGCUCGUACCAGUUUGACGACUCUGUCUUUCCCGUCGCAAAGAAACAGGCGCUGUCGUUCUGCUCCGACAACUCAUUCCUCAACGACUUCUUCGAGACGCUCUUCAACAUCGUGCAGACGGCCAAGAUUGCUUUCGCCGUGGUGAUUCCCAUCCUAGCUGUGCUCGCCAUGGUCGUCAUGGGCUUCCUCGAGAUCCGGCGCUUCCGGAGGGAGAAGCAGCGGGCGCGCGAAUUCACCGAGCGCGGAUUUGACACGCUUGACGUGGUGUACCUUUCGUCGCGGCCCUACACGGGGGGUUUUGGAUUGUGGUUGUCGGCCAAAUUUAAGGCAUUCAAGAACCAGCUGCUGGUGCGGUGGACUAUUGCGUAUGGGACUUCGCUGCCUGCGUUGUUCGUGCUCUCGCUGGCCAUGGCCGGGUUGUUCUCUUGUCUUUGUCAGUUCAUCAUCCUGCGGUCGAUCCAGAAGGAGGCCCCGGCCCUCGCGAACCAGGUUGGCGACUUUGCUGGCGACGUGGUCGGUACACUUAAGAAGGUGUCAACAGACUGGUCUGAUGACGCCAACGGGGUGAUCAUCAAGCUCCAGGACGACAUCAACGACGACGUGUUUGGCUGGGUCAGCAACGCAACGACGGCUGUCAACAACACGCUCACCACGUUUGACGACGAAAUUGAUAAGGCCAUCACGGCCGUCUUCAAGGACACCAUCUUGCUUAACACAGCGCGGAACCUGGUCGGGUGCAUCAUCACCCGCAAAGUCGAGACAGUGCAAAAGGGUCUCACCUGGGUGCACGACAACGCCCACGUCACACUGCCCCUCUUCUCCAACGACAUCUUCUCGCAAGGCGCCAAUGCUAGUGUCACCGGCGACAACGAUUUGACGAGUUUCCUCGCGUCCCCAUCGACCGUCACCACUGACGAGAUCACAUCGGCGGUCAACGACGUCAUCACCAAGCUUGAGCACAGCAUCGUGCAAGAGGCGCUGAUCUCGACGGCCCUCCUACUCGUUUACGCUCUGAUUGUCAUGUCAGGCGCCACGAGCGCGCUGGUCGCCGCGGCCAAGACGGAGAAAACGCGGGCUGAAGGCGGCGAGCGGUUUGGUGUCAAGGCGCCGGGAAGCAGCGGGAGCGACGGCGCUCGCGGUGGGUUUGAAGAUGGGAGCAACAGCACCACACGACACGCUGAUCCCCCGCCGCCGGCAUUUGAUGAUGUUGUUUACAGCGGCCAGGUCAAGCGAGGGAGGCCCGGGCCGGAGCGGUGGCCGUCGCACGCGAGGAAGAGCAGUUACCCGGAGGUGGAUGAUGGUUACGACCGCUAG